This is a messenger RNA of Aspergillus ochraceoroseus IBT 24754, 650 nucleotides long. RefSeq lists its product as uncharacterized. Lineage: Eukaryota; Fungi; Ascomycota; Eurotiomycetes; Eurotiales; Aspergillaceae. Bases 240 to 590 code for a protein of 116 amino acids. The record is from RefSeq and is a predicted model, not a curated record. The transcript has 4 exons.
CAACCCAGCUGCCCGGAUAUCAAUUCAUUCUCGAGCUUACAACCUGAAGACGUCAUACUAAAGUCGAUAGCUGGGUUUUAUUCAAGACAGAAAGAAGAGUAUUUUAAUUGGUAAAUCGUGGUGUUGCACAAAGUCCUGUAUCCGCAGACUGAACCCAUCCUGUGCAGCCUCGGUGUCGCUGCCAUUACUGGUGAAAUCCAAGAUAUCAGACUGAAUCGAGCAGGCUAGACACGCCAAAAAUGACCGUCGUCGCAUCUGCUAUUACCACCACAUUCAUUCCGCCAGCGAAUGAAGUGAGCGUUGUGGGCUACUAUCCUAGCGGAAACAACGAGGUGGGAACAAUCGUUUGCGGAUCUGAAUAUGAGUUUUUGGUAUCGAGUACAUACGGAAUCUGCUGUAUGACAGCGAGUCGAGGGAAUUGUGGUUUCAGACAAACAUGUUCCGCGAGUAUGAUGGUGUAUGAGAAUGGGGAGAGGGUAACCUGCGCAAAUGAUAACCCUUGCGUGUCAACAACAAUAUACCAAAUGUCUCCGUCUGGGGGAUGGUCUGCAACCAUGGCCUGUAAGGUGAAUGCUAGUAACCGUGGAUAGCAUGACCACCACCGCCUCUCCCGAAGCCUCAGCCACCUUAAAUGUCACCAGUACCACAAC